Molecule: messenger RNA, 2268 nt
Organism: Orycteropus afer afer
Lineage: Eukaryota; Metazoa; Chordata; Mammalia; Tubulidentata; Orycteropodidae
Source: RefSeq, a predicted model, not a curated record
AUGCCGCUCCGCCCCGGCUCGCUGGUCCCAGAAGGCGCCGGGUUUCCCAAGAUGGCGGCCGACGUGUCCGUUACUCACCGGCCCCCGCUGAGCCCGGAGGCUGAGGCCGAGGCUGAGGCCGGCGAUGCUUUGGAGCGCCGAGUGCCCGAGGAGGAUCUACCUCCGCUAGAUCCGGAGGAGAUCCGGAAACGCCUGGAGCACACCGAGCGCCAGUUCCGUAACCGCCGCAAGAUACUGAUACGGGGCCUCCCGGGGGACGUGACCAACCAGGAAGUACAUGACCUGCUCAGCGACUAUGAGCUCAAGUACUGUUUUGUGGACAAAUACAAAGGGACAGCCUUUGUGACGCUGCUGAAUGGGGAGCAGGCUGAAGCAGCCAUCAGCGCCUUCCACCAGAGCCGCCUACGGGACCGCGAGCUGUCGGUGCAGCUGCAGCCCACGGACGCGCUGCUCUGUGUGGCCAACCUGCCCCCCAGCCUCACGCAGCAGCAGUUCGAGGAGCUGGUACGGCCCUUUGGCAGCCUGGAGCGUUGCUUCCUGGUCUACAGUGAGCACACUGGCCAUUCCAAGGGCUAUGGUUUUGCUGAGUACAUGAAGAAGGACUCAGCGGCCCGUGCCAAGUCGGACCUGCUGGGCAAGCCGCUGGGCCCGCGUACUCUCUACGUGCACUGGACAGACGCCGGGCAGCUGACACCCUGCCUGCUUCACUCUCGCUGCCUCUGUGUCGACCACCUGCCACCUGGCUUCAGUGACGUAGACGCCCUACGUAGGGCACUCUCAGCUGUCCACACACCUACCUUUUGCCAGCUGGCGUAUGGCCAGGACGGGCAGCUGAAGGGCUUUGCUGUGCUGGAGUACGAGACGGCAGAGAUGGCCGAGGAGGCUCAGCAGCAGGCGGAUGGGCUGGCCCUGGGGGGCAGCCACCUGCGGGUCUCCUUCUGUGCCCCCGGGCCCCCUGGCCGCAGCAUGCUGGCUGCGCUCAUCGCCGCCCAGGCCACGGCCCUCAAUCGGGGCAAGGGACUCCUGCCUGAGCCCAACAUUCUGCAGCUGCUCAACAACCUGGGGCCGUCUGCUUCCCUUCAGCUGCUGCUGAACCCCCUGCUCCACGGCAACACGGGGGGCAAGCAGGGCCUUUUAGGCGCACCCCCAACCAUGCCGCUGCUGAAUGGACCAGCUCUGUCCACAGCGCUGCUGCAGCUGGCCCUGCAGGCCCAGGGUCAGAAGAAGCCUGGCAUCCUGGGAGACUCUCCCUUGGGCCCCCUCCAGCCUGGAGCCCAGCCGGCCAACCCACUCCUCGGGGAGCUGUCUACAGCAGGAGGCCUGCCCCCAGACCUGCCACCUCGGCGAGGGAAGCCACCACCCCUGUUGCCACCGCUGCUUGGCCCCUCUGGAAGUGACCGGGAGGCCAUGGGCCUGGGGCCCCCAGCAGCCCAGCUCACUCCACCCGCUGCCCCCACAGGGCUCCGAGGCACUGGCCUCAGAGGCCUCCAGAAAGAUAGUGGGCCUCUGCCAACACCCCCUGGGGUCUCGCUGCUGGGGGAGCCCCCUAAGGACUUCCGGAUCCCUCUGAAUCCUUAUCUGAACCUACACAGCCUGCUCCCGGCCAGCAAUCUGGCGGGUAAGGAGGCCCGGGGCUGGGGGGGCGCUGGGAGGAGCCGCCGCCCAGCUGAGGGUCCCCUGCCUACCCCCCCAGCCCCUGGAGGCGGCAGUGGUGGAGGCGGCGGCGGCAGCAAAGCCUUCCAGCUCAAGUCCCGCCUGCUCAGCCCCCUCACCAGUGCCCGCCUGCCCCCUGAGCCCGGGCUGCCUGACAGCUACAGCUUUGACUACUCGGACGUGGGACCUCGGCGGCUUUUCUCCCACCCACGGGAGCCUGCCCUUGGGCCCCAUGGACCGAGCCGACUCAAGAUGUCCCCCCCACCCAGUGGUUUCGGUGACCGGAGUGGUGGGGGACCCCUCUGUCACUUCUAUUCGGGCUCACCCACUUCCUACUUCACCAGCGGCCUACAGGCUGGCCUUAAGCAGAGCCACCUCAACAAGGCAGUUGGCUCCUCUCCUCUGGGCUCCGGGGAAGGGCUCCUGGGCCUCAGCCCUGGGCCUAAUGGCCACAGCCACCUGCUGAAGACCCCACUGGGUGGCCAGAAACGCAGUUUUGCCCACCUGCUGCCCUCACCCGAGCCCAGCCCAGAAGGCAGCUACGUGGGCCAACACUCCCAGGGCCUUGGUGGCCACUACGCGGACUCCUACCUGAAGCGGAAGCGGAUUUUCUAA